This is a messenger RNA of Penicillium subrubescens, 2520 nucleotides long. RefSeq names its product serine/threonine-protein kinase. NCBI's taxonomy places the organism in Eukaryota, Fungi, Ascomycota, Eurotiomycetes, Eurotiales, Aspergillaceae. Gene Ontology annotation, biological process: protein phosphorylation; intracellular signal transduction. The transcript is spliced from 6 exons. Gene Ontology annotation, molecular function: protein serine/threonine kinase activity; ATP binding. Gene Ontology annotation, cellular component: cytoplasm. The record is from RefSeq and is a predicted model, not a curated record. The coding region runs from base 1 to 2520 and encodes 839 amino acids.
AUGGACGACACCGCCCUGACUCCCCUGUCCGAUGUCUCUGCGGCGCCCUCGAUUGACUCUCUCGAUGAAGCGGGCAUGCCACCGCGGCCUGCGCGCGUCACUUCAUCUGGAUCUUUCGAUAGUCUUCAAAGACACCGUCAACGAAACCCCCGAGCUCGGCGUCCGGUGAAGGAAACGCUGGACGCCCGCUCCGAAUAUACUACGAGCCAAGACGAUGGCACGGCCGAGCACCGCAUCAAUCAAUAUAUCAUCAAACAGGAGAUUGGACGAGGGUCAUUUGGUGCGGUCCACCUGGCAGCUGAUCAGUUUGGCAAUGAAUAUGCAGUGAAAGAGUUCUCCAAAUCCCGGCUGAGGAAGCGCGCACAAUCACAUCUAUUACGGCGACCGCGCGGACCUCGACGACCUGGUACGGGAUUCAAUUCGCCCCUACACCGCCAUCCAUCUCAAGACGACGAUGAGAACGCAAAGAAUCCGCUGUACCUGAUCAAGGAGGAAAUUGCAAUCAUGAAGAAGCUGAACCACAACAACCUGGUCUCGUUGAUCGAAGUGUUGGACGACCCGACUGAGGAUUCCUUAUAUAUGGUCAUGGAGAUGUGCAAGAAAGGUGUUGUUAUGAAGGUUGGCUUGGAAGAACGAGCCGAUCCAUACGACGACGAGCACUGUCGAUGCUGGUUUCGCGACCUCAUUUUAGGAAUUGAGUACCUGCAUGCACAAGGGAUCGUUCAUCGGGACAUCAAGCCUGACAAUUGUCUCGUGACCAAUGACGACGUGCUGAAAGUGGUUGACUUUGGUGUCUCGGAGAUGUUUGAAAAGGAUUCGGACAUGUUCACUGCCAAGUCGGCUGGCUCUCCGGCUUUCCUUCCACCAGAGCUGUGUGUAGUCAAGCAUGGCGAUGUCUCUGGCAAGGCAGCGGAUAUUUGGUCGAUGGGAGUCACUCUAUAUUGUCUCAGAUACGGCAAGCUCCCGUUCGAGCAGCAAAGUAUCUUCGAACUAUACGAGAGUAUUCGAAGUGAUUCUGUGGACUUUGAGGAUGAGCAGGAUGAGAAAUUCAAGGAUAUGAUGACUCGUAUCCUUGAAAAGGACCCCGCGAAGCGUAUUAAGAUGCGUGAUUUGAGGGAACACCCUUGGGUAACUGCCAAUGGAGCAGAUCCUCUUCUCUCCUAUGAAGAAAACACGGCACAGCUUAUCGAGCCACCCACGGAGGAGGAAAUGAACCUCGCUAUCACCAAGAACAUGGGUCAUUUGCUAACUGUGAUGAAAGCAGUAAAGAGCUUCAAGCGGUUAGUAGAUCCGUCCAAGGCAGGAUCAGCCUUGCAAAGUAUCUUGGGUGGCGAACAUGAUGCUCACUUUGUGGCGCCACCUAUGGAAAUGGACGAGAGUGAUGACUUCCCGACCGUUGGGCUGGAUCCCAACGCCGAGCGUGCUUAUCAUCGUCGUUUCGCUGGUGGUAUCAGGAAGGCUCUAGGACGGCACCCUAUGCUGGCAGGUUCACAUGGUCGGGACGAACCAAGCGCAGAGCGAUCUCCCGCAAGCAAUCCACUAGGCGUUGCAUCUGGUGUAGAGGAUAGUGCGACCAGCAGCCAACGGUCUAGAGGCGCCUUUGAGCCCCCAGAGAGAAAAGACUCUGGCUCCAUACGAAGCGGGAGGUCAACUGGAAAAGUAGACGCCACUGGAAUCCACUCUCAGUCGGCAUCACCCCAUCCCGCGCUUUCACGAGCUAGCUCCGCGACCACCAAGCGCAGCAUGGAGGGAACGAGAGGCCAUGCACGGGAUCCUCUUGAAGAAGACUUCCCGUAUCUCUUCAUUGGUCCAUCAACCUACACCGGCACGUCCCCUCAAGAACCCAGCGGGUUCAACAUUGGCAGCGCCCCGACACCAAUCUUCGACGAGCCCGAUAGCGCAGACGAUGCAAUGGAUCCCGCCCUGGAUGCAGCCGUGGCCGACGAGCCCAUGCAGAUUGUCAGCGAAUCCCCCGGUGCGGCAGAAUUCGACAUUUACGAAACGGCAUACCGCAAGGAACUCGAGCGCAUCAAGUCCAAUACGUCCACCUUCCCUGGCGCCGGCGCCAGCCCCAAGGUGUAUCUCACUCGUCGUGUAGAGGGCAAGCACGAGGUGAUGAAGUUUGUCAAGGAUAAGGAACUUGAUGUGCAGAUCGGGAGUAAGAGAGCCCUUGCGUCGUCGGGUGGCAGGUCCGCGACGGCGUUUGGCGCGGCGGUGAGUUUGUUGCGUAACCAGAUGGAGCAGAAGAAGGAGGCCGAUCAGAGGAGGGAGGAUGAUACCCCGGCGGUAGAAGAGUCAAGUCAGGGACAGGGGCAAGAGGUUGUGGAAAACUGGCAGAGUUCUCCUCCCCGUGAGCGCAGACAAUCUCAUCCUCCUUCCUCGUCUCUCUCGUCGCAGUCAAUUCCUGGGCCUGAAGCAUCGUCUUUCGAGGCAACGGGUAUUCCGGCUUCGGACUCGCAGGAUUCAACGGCGCAGCUGCGUCGUCUUCUCGGUCGUGCUCGUGAUAAGUCUGGGGAGUAG